Molecule: messenger RNA, 1154 nt
Organism: Erpetoichthys calabaricus (reedfish)
Lineage: Eukaryota; Metazoa; Chordata; Cladistia; Polypteriformes; Polypteridae
Product: ficolin-2-like
Exons: 8
Coding region: 31-960 (309 amino acids)
Source: RefSeq, a predicted model, not a curated record
CAAAAAGCGAGUGUGCUUAGUACUGACAAGAUGGUGCUUGUGAACGCGGGUCAGACAGCACUGGGCCUGGUAGUGAGUUUCAUCAUACACACCGUCACUGCUGGGAGCUGCCCAGAAAUACAUACCGUGAGCCUGAAUGACAAAGACAAGCUAAGCAUUCUUCAAGGAUGUCCUGGAUAUCCAGGAGCACAAGGACUUAAGGGGGAUGCCGGAACUCCAGGAAUGAAAGGGAGCAAAGGAGAACCAGGAGCGAUUGGAAAAAGUGGUGCAGUGGGACAAAAAGGAGAAAAGGGAAAUUCGGGUGACCUGGCACAAACAGGUGCCCAGAACUGUAAGCAGCUUCUAGACGCAGGAAACACGCUGAGCGGCUGGUACAUGGUGUAUUCGGUGACAGGGAAGCCUGUUAGUGUCUUCUGUGACAUGGACACCGAUGGGGGUGGCUGGCUGGUGUUCCAGAGACGCAUGGAUGGCUCAGUUGAUUUUUUCCGAGAGUGGACUGCGUAUAAAAAAGGCUUUGGAAAUAAACAGUCAGAAUUUUGGCUUGGGAAUGAUUACAUUCAUAGUCUGACAUCAGCAGGAUCUCACGAACUGCGCAUUGAUCUCAUCGACUUUGAAAAUGCCAGCACGUUUGCCAAGUACGCUUCUUUUAACGUUAUGGGGGAAACGGAAAAGUACAAACUUAUUCUUGGGGAUUUUACAAGUGGAACAGCAGGGGAUUCUCUGAGUUCCCAGAAGAACAUGAUGUUUUCCACUAAAGACCAGGAUAAUGAUAGUUCGGCCAGUUUCUGUGCCAGUGCCUACAAAGGAGGGUGGUGGUAUUCAGACUGCCAUUUUUCUAAUCUGAAUGGACUUUAUCUACGCGGCAGCCAUGAGAGUUAUGCCAAUGGAAUCAACUGGAGGACAGGAAAGGGAUAUAAUUACUCUUACAAGUACUGCGAUAUGAAAUUCAGGCCUGUAUAAAUUAAAUCAGCAGUUACCAUGUUCAGUCCUGGGGAUUACCCCCCCCCCCUCCCCUGCCGUGCCCUCAACUGUUUAAUUCUUGACAAUUUCAUCCUUACUUUUAAUUGCUUAUUAAUUCUGCAUUUUGUUUUCUCACCUGGCGAUAUUUUAAUGAUAUUCAUACAAAUGCAUAUUCUUUGCUUUAACUACUUACA